Molecule: messenger RNA, 2937 nt
Organism: Mycosarcoma maydis (corn smut)
Lineage: Eukaryota; Fungi; Basidiomycota; Ustilaginomycetes; Ustilaginales
Exons: 2
Coding region: 1-2937 (978 amino acids)
Cellular component (GO): cytoplasm
Molecular function (GO): metal ion binding; glycerophospholipase activity
Source: RefSeq, a predicted model, not a curated record
AUGAGUCAGCCAUCGCAGUCUGGCCAAUCAGCUUCGUUCGCGCCUCCCCCCCAGAGGGCACAAUGGAUGUACGCUCGAGGCGACACUUGGGCUACGUUUCAGCCUCACGACAACGAUAAGCUCGAACAACGAUGGAACAAAUUGGGUGGAGAAGCGUGGGCCCGUUCCCAUCGCGAACAGCAGCUUGGUGACAACGAAAAGCGACAGACACCAUCAUCUUUGCCUCGCGCUCCACCAUCUGGUGUCGAUGCCAUCCAGUCUGCAAUAGCCGGCUAUGGGAAACCAUCUCACGACAACGAGCAUAAAGACGACUCGGCCGCACUCGAACGUAAAGGCUCGAGAAGCUCGUGGCUUGGAGGAUUGAGAGGAUUCGUUCCCUUUGUCAACAAAGAUGGCCACUCGGACGACAGCAAUGACGCAAACCAGUCUCGUUCAACCGAGCACGAUACCUCCGAACAGGAGUCCAACAAGUCGGAAUCUGAAAAGAUCCACGUCAACCUCAUCCUCGAUCCGGACGAGCCCGAGUCGGAACGCAUGGCAAAAGUAGAGGUCAUGGAGGACAACCUCUUCGACGUGGAUCUCGAGUGCAUGACGCUUUAUCCUGUCUUUUGGAAAGGUGUCUUGCUCAAGGUCGUGCGUGCAACGUGGUUCUACUCGUCACUCACCGACGGAUCUUACGCACCCAUCAGCUGGGAUGAUCCCUUAUCUCAGGACCUCGACAGCGCAUACUCACAAGCUCGUCCUUGGUUGCAAACUUCAACGUGUAAUGCCGAGAGCUCCAAACGUCAACAUGAUACGAGUGAGCAAACCGACAAGUCCAAACUCUAUCAGCUUCCAAGCAUGAAGGAGAAUGGCCAGGUCUCUUUCCAAGAUGCCGAGGUGGGUCGCAUAUUCUCUGAGGAUGUCCGCGGCCGCUUAAUGUCUGUUGUCGGCGGUUCGAUUGUGGUCCGAGGCUUCGACCGCGCAGAACAGCUUGCCGAGCAAAUGUCGUUCAGUCCACUUUUCAACCUUUCACUCCCUUGGGCUGACGAUGACAAAAAGGAUAAAGCGUCGGGCGUCAAAGGCUCUUCCAGAUAUACCCAAGCUCAAAAGAAAGGCUCUAGCAUAGGUGCUCACUCUGCCUCGAAGCAUGAAGGCGCUGCAAAAACUUCCUCCACUCCUCCUUCCGGCGGCGGCGCCGACGGUCCACAUCGAGCCAAGCCUUCGACAAACGCAGAUGAGGACGAGCGAACAUCCUUUGCUGCCAAGCUCGUUCCCUCGAGCGAUGCAGCCUUGCGCCCCUUAGUGGCUCUCAAACGGCUCUUUGGCUACGAUGAAAACCAAGCUUCCGAAGAAGAGAAGCGCAAGCUCAAGCAGCAGAUGACCCACGACGAGUUGGAUCGACAGAAGCGCUCCGAGAACGAUCCAGAUCUCUUACCGGACGAUCGCAAGGAUGAGCCGCCAGAGCUCGUAUUUGCCAUCCACGGGAUCGGCCAGUCGCUGGUCGAAGACUUUGAGGCUCUCGAUUUUGUCUAUGACGUCGAGCAUCUGCGUAAUCUGGCCAGCGAGAAUGCACGCGACCCUGCCAUGCGUCGACUCUCUCGAGGUCGUCGCGCACAAUUCAUUCCGAUCUGCUGGCGCAGAUUCGUGGAAUUUGACGACGAGCCCGAAAGCAACGACAACUUCUAUACCUUGGACGACAUCACCAACUCUGCGGCCAUCCCCGUGAUCCGCAACAUCAUUACGAAGGUGAUCCUCGACGUGCCUUUCUACCUGUCACGACAUCGCCAAAAGAUGAUAGAUUCGGUCAUCUCUGAGCUCAAUCGUACGUACCGCCUCUUCUGUCGUCGCAAUCCAGACUUUGAAGAAAAGGGAGGUCGCGUUUCCAUCAUCGGCCAUUCUCUGGGCUCGGCAUUGUCGGUGGAUAUCCUGUCAGCGCAGCCUUCCAAGGUACUACCACUUUCACAGGUCCACCAGUCCGAUCACGAGGCUUUGCGACGCAAUGACCGCCUCCACUUUAAUGUCAAGAACCUCUUCUUGAUUGGUUCGCCUGUCGCCUUUUUCUUUCACCUGAACGGCGGACAACUCAUCGCGAGGAGUGGCACGCAAAGGCAUCCCAACAACGACUCGGAUGCGGUCGAUGGCGACACUGGCCGAUACGGCUGCCUUGCCGCCGAGAAUGUGUACAACAUCUUUAAUCCGAAUGAUCCCGUUGCAUUCAAGUUAGCGCCUACCGUCGACUCGGCAUACGCCAAGCUGAUCAAACCGGUUGCGAUUGAGAGUGCCGCCGAGGCCGUUCUGCGGACACUGUCGCUGCCUCGUAUGAGCGUCACUCAGGUGUUUGAAAAGUACAAAGAUCAUCCGUUCCAAGGGGUGGGUAAGAUCAUUAGACAGGCGAGGAUAUUGGAGAAGGACGAUACAGCGCUUCCUUGCGACCUUUCUCCGGAUGAACAGAGGCAUGUAUCACGGAGAGAGAAAGGAAAAUGCAUCGUGGAAGCAUCCGACUACAUCCAGACGGUGCGCAAGUGGCAGCAUCUACGAGAUGCCAGCGCGACGGCUUGCGACCUCGGAGCUGCGGGAUCGGCGCGUGAAAUGGAGACGGAAAGAGCAUCGCGUUUGACGAGGCGGACUCGAAGCACGACUUUGAUCUGGGAUCGCUCGAGCGCGCGGAACGUCGUUUCCGCGCCGCUCAAUCCGCACGGCUGUAUCGACUAUCAUCUGUCGGAAAGCAUCAGUCUGAGUGCUUACCUGGAUGCGCUCGGUGCGCACCUUUGCUACUGGACGCAUCGCGACUUUGCCGUGUUUGUGCUGACGCAGUUGUUCAUGGACUUUACCAAAGACGACGAGAUCACACUGGUGCCGCAAGUGCAACAAUGCCCGAGCCGCACCGCCCAAGACAGCGACACGGAGGUAGCGGAUGCGUCUUCAGAUGCGUCUUCAGACGAGGACGAGAGCUAA